Anolis sagrei ordinatus is the source of this 1332-nucleotide messenger RNA. NCBI's taxonomy places the organism in Eukaryota, Metazoa, Chordata, Lepidosauria, Squamata, Anolidae. The record is from RefSeq and is a predicted model, not a curated record.
AUGGUUUUGAUUGUGCGCCGCUUUGAGUCUCCGAAGACAGCAGAAGUGCCUGGCUGGAUCACGGCAAAGAGAUGUCUCCACCUUUAUUUUGUUUCCAGUGGUGAAAAUCUAAAGGAGUUUCCUCUAAAGAUGAGUAAAGGUGUUUCUCAAAGUUCUCCAGGCGUUGCUGUUUCGGUUCUGAUUGCUGUUGUCUUCUCUUGCAAAGUCUGUGUCGGAGAAACCAUCUACGCAGUGAAAGGCUCAUCACCGGAGCUUCCAUGUCCAUGCACGUCUUGCUCUGGAGAUCUCACCAGGGCAGUGUCCUGGUACUUUGACCAUCAAGGCCAUACAACACCUCUCUUUCAAAAACUGGGGAAUAGCCAUGUGAUAAAGCGUCUCCCGUUCUCCUGGGACCGUCUUGAAGUGCUUCAGAAUUAUGCCCUUCACUUUCGCAACCUCACAGAUAACGAUACUGGGCGAUACUGGUGUGAAUUGGGCCAUUACUAUGACCUUGUGGUUGUCACUGGCAGAAAGCUAAUUUUGGAAAGCAGUGAAGCCAAUACGACAUGCUAUGUCUUGAGUUGCUCCAUCUCAGGCAAGAAGCUACUCAGGGAUGUGGGCACUUGGUGGGAAGGUGGAGAACAAAUCCAGCAGGAAGACAAAGAGGAGAGACACAGCAUCUUCAGAGGGCAAAGGGCUACACAACUCCACAUUUGCUUUAAACCAGAGACCAAGGAGAGGAAAGUGAAAUGCCAGUUUUCUCCAAAGACAGAGAUCAUCUUCACUUUGACUGAGAAUGAACAGGCUAGCAGGUUGCUGCCUAUUUCACAGGCGAAAGACUGUUUGUCAACUCAAUGUCCUGAAAGCAGAGGAAAUGGAGGACCGUGGAUACCAUUGGCUGUUUGCGUUGCAUUGCAGUUUUUCAUUAUCUUUGCUCUGGGGAUGAUACUCUGGAGAAGAAUCUGCAGGGAGAGACAUGAAAACCAUCUCAAAGGGCUCCAAAAAGAUGUUUCUAAGUCAGCAUACAAAUCACAAGUCUAUGAGAAUGUCAAGAACAGAUCAGAAAAGCUGUGACAAAGGGAAAAUUCGGCUUCCUAAUGAUUCAGUCAAUCCUGGACCACACCCAGUAACUUUGAAAACAGCGUUAUAUUUUUCUUUCCCCAGUUUAAACACUUUUCCCCUGGAUCUCAUUGUGAAUUAUUUCCAGUGAGGGGUUCCCACCCUGCCCUACUUUCCUAAAGAUCUAGACUAAUCUUUCCCACCCUACUGAUUUCUGCAUGUUUGAACCUACUGCCAUUGGAAACUACCUGGACUUGCACCAACCUACAAAAUGCAAAAAAAAAAAAAAAAAAG